UAGGCUUGUUUUAGGGUUAACUUGCCUUAAAAUCGGGCUACUUUGAAAUUGAUAGAAAAGAAUGUGCAUAUUUGGCUAAAUCCUCUUAUUUUAUAUAGAUAUAGGCGAUAGUAUUUGGAACAACUUUGCCAUACAUCCUUUUUUCCUAGUAUUAAGCGAGUGUAGCAAUUACAGAAAAGCGAAAUGAUAUAAAAUACUAUGACUCUGUAAGAAUGAUACAAAGUGUAUGUACAUAAUAGACGUUUUAAAAACUUCACUGUGAUAGUUGACAUAAACCCUCAAAAAAUAUACAUGAAUUUGUAAGGUUUUUGUAAAGUAAAGAAAAUGGGAAAAGGAAGUGACCGCAGAUGUAAAACUGCAAAAGUUUAUUUCCGUUGUACUCCAACAGUCGAUACAUCAUGGGAGUACGUAAAAAUCCUCGACAACAAAAAAACCAUGUACGUUAGAUGCUUGCAAGAUUUUUUACCUGGAAACGAUAACAUCAUCCCUAACUAUUGGUGUUUUGAAACCGAUGGAGUCUUUUAUAACGAUUCUCAACGCGAUAUAUUCAACCUUAUAAUGCCAGAUGUGUUGCACAGUUUUUUAGAGGGCUCAAACGCGGCUGUUAUAGCUUAUGGUGCUACAGGAACAGGAAAAAGUUUAACCAUGAGUGGAAUCAAUAAUUCAUUUGAAGACAGAGGGUUAAUUUCAAGAUCUAUCGAAUUUUUAUUGGCUUUGCGUGAAGAGUACAAAACAAAAAUGAAAAUUUCAUUUACUUUAUCAUUUGUUGAAGCGACUAACACGCAUAUUUAUGAUUUGUUGGACGAAAACCUUGCUGUGUAUCAUACACAAUCUAUGCACCAUAUAUCAAAAAAACCUAUUAACGAUAUGGAGAGUGUAUUCCUCGAAAUAUUUAAAGGAGAAGGGAGAAAGUCAAACGUUCAAAAAUCUCUUUAUGACUCACAUUCAUCCCAUAGUGUUUUAACGAUUACAGCAACGUGUAGAUUAACUGAUGAAGCAAAACUUUUAGAAGUUGUGUCAAAACUACAUUUUGUGGAUUUAGCUGGAGUCGACACAGUGGGCAACCAAAGUUGUUUUUAUAAGAAUGUUAUUGAAAUAGGUAUGGCAAAUGUUACAAAAACGCAAAUCGAACAAUUCGUUCUCGCCCUCAUUACAAAUAUCACGGAAAAUAUCUUAGUAAAACAAAAAUUAAACAUUCUUAUACAAUAUCUUGGAAAAGCUUUGAGUCAAUCCAGUCAAAUGAGGUUAAUUGGCCAUAUUCGAACCGGAAGAAACGAUUUGACAAUGACCCUUUCCAUGUUACGAUUAAGUAACAUUAUACGAGGAGUAAAAGGUAAAAGAGCCGAACACAACGCAAAAGAAACUGACGAGGGAAAAAUUAAUCAUCUACAGGAAACUGUAAACACGAUGCGUCAAGAACUAGAAGUUCAAUCGAUGAUUUUAAAUAACACUUUGGAUAAAAACUUAACUCGCGAUCGAAUCAAGCAUUUACAAGAAUUAGCCGAAAAUUAUUUAUCCGAUAAGAUAAGCGAAUUGGUGGUGGUUAGUUUUAGCGACAUCAGUACCAUUCUUCAAAUUUUUAAAGAUCGCUUUAUAGACUUGGAAGCGAAAAAGCAAGAGGAAAUUGACGGGGCAUAUCAAAUGGCGAUGGAAAGGGCCGCGCAAUCUUUUAGAACAUCUUCUGGCAGGAUACCAACAAUGAAAUCAAAAGAUAGUGUUCGUAGUCAAUCUUCGAAAGCUAGUAAACGAUCGGUAUCUGUGAAAGGGUCUAAAGAUUCGAAAGAAAGAAGGAAAUCAAAAGAUAAAACAUCACGAAAAUCUCCAUCUUUGUCUACAAAAGAUCAGCCAUCACGACAAGGUUCAAAAACCAUUCGUAAAGGAAUUAAAAAACGAUCUAGUAUGAGUACGGAAAUGAAAGAUGCAAUGUCGGAAACCAUGGAAGAUUCAAUGCCAAGUGAUGUACCAAGUUAUGAUGAAGCUUGGAAUGAGUUUACACUUGACGAAAAAUACGGUUACCAACAACUAAUGGAACAAUUAAAUGAAAACGAAACUGUUACAAAAGACAUUAACGUUAAGUAUUUAACCGAAAUUCGAGCUCUACAGGAAAUGAGAGAAAAUUUAGAAACGAAAGAAGAAGCAUUACGUUUGGCACAAAUGGGGCGAGAAAUAGCUGGAGUUAUUACAUACGAUGACGAUGGAAACAUGAAGAUUUCCGAUGCAGAGACUGAAUGUAAAAACACGCUUAAGCUAAUGGAAGAUGAGAUUGUGCAGCAACAAGAAAAUUUGUUAUUGCUUCAAACUCAAUUAAGAUUGGAAUUGGAGAUUUGCCGGGAAACGCGUAAAUCCAUUAACGACCAAUAUGAGUUGUUUUGUGCUGAACAUUACAGCACAUUGCUUCCAAAUCUUAAAGAAAAAUCCGAAGCUCAAGAUGAAGUGGAACAAAGUGGGGAGGUGCCCGACGAAUUGCCUGAUGAUUUGAUAUCAAAAGAUUUAUCAGAAUGUUACAAUAAUUUAGUCAAAUAUGAAACGUUAAAGAGUAUUAUGCAACAAGAAAAAGUUAAAAUGAAAUUGAGGGAGGUGAGAAACAAAAAAUGGCAUAAUACCAUCAAAAUUUAA
Onthophagus taurus is the source of this 2616-nucleotide messenger RNA. RefSeq names its product kinesin-like protein KIF9. Gene Ontology annotation, cellular component: microtubule; kinesin complex. Gene Ontology annotation, molecular function: microtubule motor activity; microtubule binding; ATP binding. Gene Ontology annotation, biological process: microtubule-based movement. Lineage: Eukaryota; Metazoa; Arthropoda; Insecta; Coleoptera; Scarabaeidae. The record is from RefSeq and is a predicted model, not a curated record.